This is a messenger RNA of Suillus fuscotomentosus, 2214 nucleotides long. RefSeq names its product alpha beta-hydrolase. The record is from RefSeq and is a predicted model, not a curated record. Lineage: Eukaryota; Fungi; Basidiomycota; Agaricomycetes; Boletales; Suillaceae. The coding region runs from base 1 to 2214 and encodes 737 amino acids. The transcript has 9 exons. Gene Ontology annotation, biological process: proteolysis. Gene Ontology annotation, molecular function: serine-type endopeptidase activity.
AUGGCCACACCUGUCGACUAUGGCAAUUUGGAGUUUACUAGACCCGCCAAGCAGAUCAAGGCCGUCAACUUGCCAGCGGUGCCGCAGCGCAUUUUCGAUGGUAUGAAGCAGUAUGAAGAUGCUGCUCGAGGCUUUAGUACCUCAGGCUUUGAGCGGACAAUCAAGGAUGCCAAUGGAAAACAAGUUCCAGGAGGCAUCAUUGUUGCGCACAGACCUGCAGACGCCCAAGUCACUCAGCUGUAUCGCAUGCCAACAGAUCCUUCCAGUACCGAGCUGAGCCGGCUCACGUACUUUGAUAUUGGUUCUGGCAGGACAAUAUCGGCGUUCCGCGGAAUUCUGGAGGAUGACUGGCGGGGUGUACGCAGGCGUGGAGGAGCCAUCAUGGUUAUGGAUCUCAACGGAAAUGAACAUUUUCAACUAUGGCACGUAGCCACGCGUUACUGGGAGGAUUCUCUCGCUGACCAAGUUCUUCCGAAAGUACAAGGAGAACUGGAUAACGCGCCUGGCCUGGGACGAAUCGAGAGAUUGACUCACGAUGACUAUAGAUACGGCUCAAUUGUUAUAUCUCAGGCAAAUAACUUUAUGGCCUUUGCGUCGAACAAGGAGAACAACAAGGACACCCUAGUAUAUGUUACCAGGCUCAUAGACUCCAACACGGGCGCAAAGGCAGACGCAUCUCCCUUCACUCUGCCCUCACGUUUAGUCGCACCAAGCACUGGGGAAGGGACGACCAUGUACAGCCCGCGAAGCUUUUCCCUUGACGACAAGUAUCUGUUGAUCACAAGACAAUAUGGCUCGAGUUACAAUGCCCUUUAUGUUGUCGACAUCUCUGGAGAACAGGCAUCACCUCCCAAGCUAAUCGAGUUCCCAGGAGUGACAGAGAAACCAGAAGAUACUGCGUUCGGCGGUGUUGUAUUCUCCCACAACGUCAAUCUACCCCACUUGAUCUACUGCACCACAAAUGGCUAUGGUGAUUUUACCUCGGUCGUCGCUUAUGACCUUGACACGGCAUCGGUCACUCACAUCACUACUUCCGGUGCCGCAAUUCAAGCCAUACGACCAAUUUUAUGGGAAAUUGAGGACCUCAAGGUUACUAGCGACAAUAUUAUAUUUACCGUCAAUGUCGAGGGAUGGACCUCCCUCUUUUUCAUGCCUCUAUCUGGGUCUUACAAGAACACGGUGAUCGAGGUCAAGGUUACCUGGGAAAGGGGUUGGCUCACCUUCCAAACGAAUGAUCUCAAUGACAAGCCGUACGAAUUAACGCUGCAUCUCACAUCAUACCACUCCAGAGGGCGUAUCACCUACUUCGAUCUUCUACCAUUGUUGAAUGAUGUCAAGAAAGAUGAAAAUGGUAACGCCUACGUGGUCGCUUCUGUCUUACCAUAUGCACAGGCAGCGCCACCUACGGUGGCACAUGAAGUUCCGCCUACGCUCAUCAGAUAUAAGAGCUUCGAUAACUUGGAAGUCCCUGCCAUCUAUUACCACCCGGUUGGUCAAUCUGUGACUCCGGUCAUCAUCCACAUUCAUGGUGGCCCGGAAUCUCAGGCUACUGCCAAUUACCGCACACCUACGCAUAGUUACCUAUUGAACGAGCUGAAAAUUGCUGUUAUCUACCCCAAUGUGCGCGGAAGUUCAGGAUAUGGCAAGAAGUACAUGGCCGCGGAUGAUGUGUUGAAACGCGAAGAUUCUGUCAAGGAUAUUGGAGCGUUGCUUGAACACAUCGCAUCCAACAUGCAAAAUGAAUUGGAUUCAUCCCGCAUUGCUGUAGCAGGUGGAUCCUAUGGUGGAUAUAUGUCUUUGGCGACUCUGACACAUUACUCCUCAAAGCUCGUCUGCGGCAUUGAAAACUUUGGAAUCGUGCACUGGCCUUCGUUCCUGGAGAAUACUGCGGAUGUCCGGCGAGCAGCACGCAGACGCGAGUAUGGCGAUGAGACCAUCCCUGAAAUCAGAGAGUUCCUGGACAGGAUCUCGCCGAUCAACAACACUUCGAAGAUCACGGUACCCCUCCUGAUCACCCAUGGCGAGAAUGAUACUCGAGUGACUGUACACGAAGCUGUUAGCAUGUACAAAACUGUGUCGAAGAAUGUGCAUACCGAGCUCGUUAUCUGCGAGAUGGAGGGGCAUGGAUACAAACAGAAGAGUGUGAUCGAGUUUACUAAUGCUGCUGAUAUCUUAUUCUUGGAAAGAUACCUCCUUGCUCAGUCAAAUUUGUAA